Aspergillus mulundensis is the source of this 1728-nucleotide messenger RNA. RefSeq names its product serine hydrolase domain-containing protein. NCBI's taxonomy places the organism in Eukaryota, Fungi, Ascomycota, Eurotiomycetes, Eurotiales, Aspergillaceae. The coding region runs from base 1 to 1728 and encodes 575 amino acids. The record is from RefSeq and is a predicted model, not a curated record. The transcript is spliced from 4 exons.
AUGCGAAGUCUUCUGCACUUGCUGGCCUUUUCCGCAAGCGCAGCGGCACAGAAUUGCGCGUUCGGAGGGCCCAUAUUCCCAGCCCCAAAAAGCGCCAGUUCGAGCACCGCGAUCCAGCAUGCAAGACACAACUUCACCCAGUCGCUGCGCAGCAUUCUGCGCUCCUCCAGCGACCCUGACGUAACAGCAAUAGAUCCGGACGUAACCUCCUUCGCGGUGCAAGUGUACAGCGUGCACGAGGAACAGCCGCUGGUGGAGUACUACCACACCGCGAAGGCCGUGCGAAACAACACAGUCGGCGUAAACAAAGUUGACGAGGAUACGGUUUUCCGAAUCGGUAGUAUUUCCAAGGUACACACUGUCCUGUUGCUAUUGAUGGAGACCGGCGACGCAUCGUUUCACGAGCCGAUCUCGAAAUAUCUGCCGGAGAUCCAAGAGGCGAUAGAGGCGCUGGAGGGUAGUCAUGACGACGUUGACCAUGUCCGAUGGGGCGAGGUGACUAUCGGCGAGCUCGUCAGCCAGGCAGCUGGUUUGUUUAGACUAUACGGAUUUGGGGAUCUCACGGAAACACCCGAUUUAAUGUCGGGACUUGGGUUUCCUCCUGUUGAGGAGGAGGAUAUCCCACCAUGCGGGUUUUACCCGCCAUGUAAUAGAACGCAAUUCUUCAACGGCCUACUGGGCACGCACCCCGUCGUCCCAACCUCAUCGGUCCCAAUCUAUUCAAACGAUGCGUUUGUGCUGGUCGGGUACAUACUCGAAGCGCUGACGGGCAAAAGCUUCGUAGACCUCGUGGAGGAACGGCUGUUCGAGCGCCUUAACUUGACGCACUCUUCGCCCACCAAGCCAGCCGACGACAUAGGCAUCAUCCCCGGACUGGUGAACGAGACCUUCUGGGAUACCGACAUGGCUGACAUGAUUCCAACGGGCGGGAUUUACUCAUCCGCGAAAGACAUGAGCCGUUUUAGCCGCGCUAUUCUCACCAACGAGCUCCUUUCGCCUGCUCUGACGAGACGCUGGUUGAAACCCCAGGCUCACACAGCAGACCCUUCCUUCUCCGUUGGCGCCCCGUGGGAAAUAUACAGCGUGAAUGACGCCCGAAAGGUCGACCUCUACACCAAGGGCGGAAACAUCGGCAGCUAUUCCGCAAUGAUGGGGCUCUCUCCGGACCAUGAUGUCGGGUUCACGAUUCUCGUCGGCGGUAACGCGGCAACAUCGGCGACAUGGGCACUAGGUGAUCUCGUCACGGGGAUUGUAAUUCCAGCUCUGGACAGGGCCGCGAGGGAGGAGGCGUCUAAGCAUCUCGCUGGAACGUAUGCCUCGGGAAACGAGACUCUGAGGCUCGUAACUGAUCAUGGCCCGGGCUUGAAAAUCGCCAAGUGGGAAAGCAACGGAAUUGACAUUUUGGAGUCGUUGAACAGCCUGCAGUCGAGGCCGGUAGACGGGACUCUUGACGUCCGGUUGUAUCCCACUGGGCUUGAAAGUACCGCUGGUUCUGGACGCAAUGGUUCAACCACGGUCUCCUUCCGUAGCGUCAUAUCAGGGCCCCCGCCAAUGGGGCCGCCCAACGGGCCUCUGACUAGGCUGUGCUACACAUGGUUGACUGUCGGCAACACGGUUUACGGGUCUGUUGCGUUAGAUGAAUUUGUCUUUAAGAUUGGAGAAGACGGCGAUGCUGUCAGCCUGUCACCGCGGGCUCUGCGGACGUCUUUGGCCAGGGUUAGACAUUGA